GAUCUCGCCCUUCAUGCGUCCGAUGGAGACACUUCUAUUCGGAGUGCAAGACGAUCUCGAGGAUGUGGAUAGCGAUUCUGAUGACGAGGCCGCCGGCACUACGCGCGCUGAACGCGCUGAGCGGAAACACGAGCGGAAGCGGAAGCACGAGCUGCGAUCGCAGUUCCGGGAACUGCUGGACCUUAUUCCAGACAUGAAGAGCGACAUUCAGUAUCUCGAUGCAGACGACCUCAUUACACUCGGCUCCUACAUCAACAACCGGGUGAUGGCUGUUCGUGGAGACGAUGGCGGACUAAUCCGGGAUGCGGUCAUUAAGUACAUGGGUCGCAGCAAAACCAGCGACAAGUUUCUGCUCGCGCCCUCUGACUUGGACAAGGGUCUUCGUGGGUGGCACAAUGAAUUCACAGCGCGGAUGCUGUGCCCGCAGGUAUCGCUGGUCCGGUUUGAAGAAGGGUGGGAAGACUUCGCCGCAAUGAUCAUGGCCGGGCCCACCGGUGCUGAUGAGGAAAUCCUACGGGGCGGAAAUUUCCCUUCUCUUCUGUACGACCAGGACCUCGCCGAUCCUCUGGACCCACUCAAGGGGCUCCUUCGCAGCCCGUACUUGAAGAUGUGCGUCAAAUCCCUCUGGACUGGCCCGGGAUCUGCAGCCUUGGAUGCCGGCCGCCAGGCGAAAACCCCAGGCCAGUCUCCCAUUGCAUGGAAGUACCGGGUUGUGCAUAUCACGCCUCGCAUGCUGGCCUACACGGCUGUUCAGGUCCGAUAUGAGCUCAGCAGUCUCAUUAAGUUCGGGACCACCGAUGUAGGAGCAUUCAACGGUAAUGAACUCUUCGACGAGAUCGUCGAUCUGUUCUCCGAUCCUGUGUCGGAGUGGUGCAAGUCCACGCUUGCGUGGUGGGACCAACAGGUCUUGGCGAAUAUCACAUACAGGCCCGUGUACGUCGUGGAGCGGCAAACACUCACGGUGGCAGACAAGAUGCGCGCUGAACGCCGGAAAGUCAAGAAGGCACGCGAGGCCGCGGAUCGCCACCUCUCGUCCGUGCAGUUCACCUUCCUCGUAACCGGCCUUGCCGUCUUUGCCUGCCAAAGUUUCUAUGCUUGCCGGGUGUUCCUUGUCGGCCCUCGCUAUCGUUGGCUUGUCAUACCUGCGGUCGUGUCGAUGUUCGGAGCAUUGGGCUUCGCAGUCGCUGCUGGGGUUGAAGCCUUCAUAACUGCCCCUCUCGUUUCCGAUCUGCAGCAUAUCAGCUGGCUCGUGUCUAUAGCCUAUGGGCUUGCGGCAGCGACGGACAUCAUCUUGACAAGCUUGCUUGUCUUCGUGCUUCACGUGUCUCGCACUGGCUCCAAGAGGACGGAUUCCAUACUUGAUACGCUGAUCAUAUACACUAUCAAUACCGACUUGCUGACAAGCAUCGUCAGCAUAGUCGCCUUCGUACUCGCCCUCGUCAUGCCGGGAAAUCUCGUCUAUGCGGCUGUUAGCAUAGUGGGUGCUAAAUUAUACGCCAACUCCGUGCUAGCUGUACUUAAUUCGCGACGCUCAAUCGACAACCGGUUCCUCGACGACUUCACGUCCUUCAGCCUUGCAUCCCUGGAAAAUACAUCAUCUGGCAUGCAACAGUCUCACGUCCGUAGGGAGGAACUUGAGUCUAUAACAUGCAACAUUCCUGUGGUAUACCCGUACACAUCAGAAUCCCCAGCUUUACGGGCCCAAAGCAUCACGUUUUCGUCUGCGAGUGACGGCGAGGUAGGGGCUGGAAUGUGA
Trametes versicolor FP-101664 SS1 is the source of this 1756-nucleotide messenger RNA. RefSeq lists its product as uncharacterized. Bases 14 to 1756 code for a protein of 580 amino acids. The record is from RefSeq and is a predicted model, not a curated record. The transcript is spliced from 24 exons. Lineage: Eukaryota; Fungi; Basidiomycota; Agaricomycetes; Polyporales; Polyporaceae.